Knipowitschia caucasica is the source of this 807-nucleotide messenger RNA. The record is from the annotation of a GenBank genome assembly. Lineage: Eukaryota; Metazoa; Chordata; Actinopteri; Gobiiformes; Gobiidae.
AUGGAGUCAACAAGGAUUGCGCGCAAGAUCCUGGACACCAAGGUCCUCCCUGACUUGUACUUGGGAAAUUUCCGAGAUGCAAAAGACAGACUACAGCUCGCCCAAAAGAACAUCACACACAUUCUGUCCAUCCAUGAGAACGCAGCUCCCUUACUCCAGGAGAUGACCUACCUUUGCAUUUCAGCCGUCGACUUUCCUACUUAUAACAUGGUUCAGCAUUUCAAACAAAGCAUCAUGUUCAUCCACGAGAGUCGACUUAAAGGAGAAGGUUGCCUGGUGCACUGUUUGGCCGGUGUGUCCCGCAGUGUGACGCUGGUGGUGGCCUACCUCAUGACAGUGACGGGGCUGGGCUGGGAGGAAGCUCUGGCCGUGGUCAGGGUGGUCCGGCCCAGCGCUGGCCCAAACCUCGGAUUCCAACGACAGCUUCAGCACUUCCAGGACGAACAAGCAGAACAGUUCCGCGAAUGGUUCCACACAGAGUUUAAAGACAACCCAUUGAACGACGAGGCUCACAUCAGAGACCUGCUGCAGAGCGCGGCCACAGUGAACGGAGCGGCCGCAGUGAACAGAGCGGCCGCAGUGAACGGAGCGGCCGCAGUGAACGGAGCGGCCGCAGUGAACGGAGCGGCCGCAGUGAACGGAGCGGCCGCAGUGAACGGAGCGGCCGCAGUGAACGGAGCGGUCGCAGUGAACGGAGCGGCCGCAGUGAACGGAGCGGCCGCAGUGAACGGAGCGGCCGCAGUGAACAGAGCGGCCACAGUGAACGGAGCGGUCAGCAAAGAACAAACCGAGUCUGAGCAGAUCUGA